This is a messenger RNA of Somion occarium, 2668 nucleotides long. The record is from the annotation of a GenBank genome assembly. NCBI's taxonomy places the organism in Eukaryota, Fungi, Basidiomycota, Agaricomycetes, Polyporales, Cerrenaceae.
CGCUGUGCUGUGACGAACGCACAUUUCGGUCAUCGAGGAGGAGAAUGAAGGUGAAAGAACGAAGGAUCAGCACGGAUUCGGAUUUGGCAAAGUCGAUUGAAGACGUUGCCAAACAUGAGCAAACAGACGCGGUAACGUGACUGCCUUGUUCGAAAUAAUUCGUCUCUUCCAAGUUUUACCACCGUAACCGUGACCAUUUCGAAAUGUUUCCCAAGGGGAAUCGUUUUCCGCCCGCAAAACCGUCUCAGGUGCCGGGUCCCAACGCAUACGAUGUUCACGACCCAGAAUAUGACACUUACAAACGCGGUGCAUUUCUAGAGAAGACCGACCGUUUCAAAGCCAAGGGUUCAGAUGUUCCAGGACCAGAUGCGUAUAAUACGGAGACCAAAAUGACCGCAGCAAAAUUAUUUUCGAAUACCAAGACAUCCUCUGAUCGUUAUGCGGUUCUGCAAAGGAAAGUAGAGGAGUUAGAGAGGUUGUACGCGGAGGGCAAGAAGUCGCAUGCCUUGGAAGUUGAUCGUCUAAAGUCGGAGCUCAGUCGCGUCCAGAGAACCAAUGCUGAACACUCAGACCGCCUGGACAAAUUCAAGAAGCAGAACGAAUCUCUGGAAUCCCGUCUCCAAGAGACCAAGAAAGCGCACGACUCAGGACAAUUCGAAAUUAAAGAUCUCCGUGCAAAGUUACGCAUAUCCGAGCACGAGCGUAACCAGCUAGCUUCUAAACAAGGCGAUCUAGGAGAAACAAAGAAAGCUUUGCAAGCUCUGGAUUCGAAACGCCGUGACGAGCUUCGCGAAAGGGAUAGGAAGGUAGCAGAACUGGAGAAAGCAGUCGCAGCCGAGAAGAAGAAACGUGAACUACUGGAAACGAAGCUUUUCGGAAUCAAUGCGAAGACAGACUCUGAGUUGCAGGCUGCGAAAGAUGCAACCAAGUUGUUGGAGGUAGAGCUCAAAGAGACCAAAGCAGAAGCUCAGAAGGCGAAAUCAACUUUAACCGCAUUGCAAGAUCAGGCAGCUGACACAGAAGACGAGCUCCUUACUCAGCUCGAGCAGCAUCGACUUGUGCUCUCGCGUGUCGCUGAAGAAUACGGUCGUCUGGCCUCCUCCACUGUCUCGAAGAUCAAAUACGAUCAACUCGUAUCAGAGAGCGCUGUGAAGCAACUCCGCAUCGUUCGUCUGGAGCGCAAGUUAGCCAACUCGGAGGGCCAAGUCACCGAACUCGCUCACCUCAUCAGGACGACAAAAGACGAUAAUGUCUUCUUGUCUCAGCAGCUUCGCGAAGCCCAAUACGAAAUUGGUGUCUACUCUUCGUUGUUGAAGGACGCGCGAGAUGUACCCCCGAACGCGCCGUUCGACGCGUCCUUGUACGAGGAACUAGCAUCUUGCCGCUCGGAACUCCAGAAAGAUGAUUUGGAAACACAGCAAGCAAUCGCGAACGUUCUUGUGUCGUGGUCGCACUUGGACCGACUUAGGGUUGAGGAACUCCUCUUACACUCCUCUUCACUGUUGAAGCAUGUAGACGACCGCGAUGCUCAACUAAAGGCUCAAUCCAAGCAACUCUCUGUCUCCGCAGCUCGACAAGGAGAACUCCAGCAUACCAUUUCGUCUUUGCAUACCGAGCAAGAACGCCUCCAAACACAACUCUCGGAGACCGUAUCAGCUUUGGCAGUAGCUCAGAGUGGGUCAUUGCGCCUCAAACAGCGACUUGAAGAAACCGAGGCAUCUGCUAAGGCAGAGAGAGAGAAACUGCAGCGCAUGGCAGCCCAGGAGAAACAGAUUGCUCAGAAGCUCGCAAUCAGUGUCCAAGAAGCCAAAGCCGCUGAGGCAGCUCUCGUAGCUGAUAUCGAACAGUUGACUGCGGACUUGGCCGAAGCCGAGAGAUACCAAGAAGCGUAUACGUCCUUGGUCGAAGAGGUUGACGCGCUUAUACAACGGAACGCACUUGCUGAGGAUGAAGCUCAACGUGUCAGCAGAUUCAAUGCUGAGAUCUUGGGCCAUCAUAAUCCUGCGCAGAGGAUCAUGUACGUCGACCGGAUUCGACGAGAGUUAUUCGAGACUAAACAAGUGAAGCCGCUUCGUGACUGUCAAAUUUCACGUUUGCUGACACGAUCUAUUGACAGGACCUCCUAAUGACCACGCGAGACCGAGAUGCAGUCAUCAACGAGAACGAUGCCUUGCGACAUGAACUGUUUCUUUAUAAGUCCGUCGCUGUUCAUCCUGAUGAUAAGCCCAAGACGACGAUCACCCGGGUCACCCGGAUUCCCCUGGGAAUGCAGAACAUGAACGUCAAGUCCACCAGUACCAGCAGGUCUGCAAGUGGGACUGGAAAGCUUGCGAGCAUGCCAGAGGCGGAGUACAAGGAGGGCGAUAUGACCGUUGACGAGAUUCUGUAACAAGGGACUGAUUCCUGUGAUAUACUUAUACCCCCACCGUGACAUUGCUUGAUUUGUUUCAUUUCUGUUUUUAUUUCUAUAUGUGUUUUGUAUGGCGAGGUAAAAGCAUAUAAAGAUGAAAGAACUAAAAAGCGAGGGACGAUCAAUCCAAAACUGCGUAAUGCUUCAGGUGGUCGGGUAUUGCGUCCUGAAGACCCUUGGAUUGUAGCCACUUCUUCGAGAAGAGUCGGCUCUGGUAGCGGUAAGCGCCGUCGCAGAGGAUUGUCGCAAUAGUUUUCC